CUAGACGUCAUGUGACUCUGCUGGUCACGUGACUCUCGACUUCUCCACCAAACUUGCUAGGUAAAUUUGCUCAUCUUUUCUUUCCUGGUUGUCAGGAUUGUAGUUCGGACGACUCAAAAGAUGUACCAGCCUGGCCCGAAGAAAUCUCACGAAAAUAUUUCGCCAGGUCCCAAUGAAAUAAACGUGCGUGUUCAUAGCAGUUAUGGAAUGUGAAUAAUUGACCCGGAGAAAAGUGUCCUGUAUGCACAGUCAGCCUUGGAUACUUUUAAAGAUGUCCGGCGGUAGCCUGUUGAGCAAGGUGCGCUCCGCCUUCAGGAGAGAGCGUAACGAAUGGGACAUGAGCAGCGACACGGCACCCUUCGACUUCUCCGAUGAGCUUGUGGAAGACGAAGCGCCCAAAUUCAGCAAACUGAAGGUGGUGGUCUCCGGUGAGAUGUCGGACUACGCCGCAGGUGCUCCGUCCAACGGGGUGGCGGUCAAUACGCUUGUGGUGGCGGGGCGAGACGAAGAUGAUGACUCCCUGCUGGACUCUUCCGCCAGCCUGGGCAGCCCGGGCUUGAACAUGGACCCAUGCGACAGCUGCACCAGGAAGAGGGAAACCAUGAAGCAGAGGAAGGUGAUGAAGAGGCUGGUCAUUGCAGCUGUGCUCUACUUUCUCUUUAUGGUGGCUGAAAUUAUAGGUGGCUAUGUUUCAAAUAGCUUAGCCAUUAUGACUGACGCUGUGCACAUGUUAACCGAUGUGGUGGGGAUCCUGUUCUCUCUGCUGGCUCUAUGGCUGUCCACUAAACCGCCCACCAAGAGAUUCACCUUUGGACUGCAUCGCCUCGAGGUAAUAUCAGCUGUCCUUAGUGUGGCGCUCAUCUACAUCCUGACGGCGAUACUGCUAUUUGAGGCCAUUCAGCGGACAGUAAACCAAGACUUCAACAUCAAUAGCGAUGUUAUGAUCAUCACAGCAGCUGUGGGCGUGGCUGUCAACCUCAUAAUGGGCUUCUUAUUAAACCAAGGUGGUCACAUGCACUCUCAUGGCCACAGUCACUCUCACGGCGCGGCAGCCGCUUCGGAGUCACAAUCACAGAACCAGAGGCCGCACGGCAGCCUGGCUGUCCGAGCCGCCUUCAUCCACGCUUUGGGGGACCUCCUCCAGAGCUUCGGGGUUCUCAUAGCUGCCUACAUCAUCCGCUUCAAGCCCGAGUAUAAACUUGCAGACCCCAUCUGCACCUACAUCUUCUCCAUUCUGGUUCUCUUCACCACAGUCCGCAUCAUACGCGACACAACAAUCAUCGUGCUGGAAGGCGCGCCCCGUUACCUGGACACGGUGCAGAUCAGAGAGGAUCUCCUGAAGAUUGAGAACGUGGAGUCGGUGGACGAGCUGAAUGUUUGGGCGCUGACUGCAGACAAGACCGCAGCACUUGUGCAUCUUCGGCUAACACCCUUAAGUGCCAACAAGUGGGAGGACGUCCAGGCAAAGGCCCGCCACCUGUUGCUCCACACCUAUGGCCUGACCAGAUGCACGGUUCAGGUCCAGACACACAGACAAAGGCCUGUGCGCAUCUGUGCACACUGUGAGCAGCCCAGCACUUAAAGACACUCUCCGCUUUCAACUACGUUCACUUCUUCCUCUUUGUGCAUCUCUGCUGAGCCACGUGUUGGCAAGUUCAGAAAGAUUCAGGCCACCUGUUCCACCGCCCGAAAAUUACGUGGAACAAUAGGAGUCGAGCACGUCUACCCAAAGGAAUACUGCGGCCUGUGAAGACUGACUGCUCUUCAGGCAAUGUUGGCUGACCAUUGAAAUGUUCAGUUAAAGGAUGUGAACCUUCAGCACAUUCUCUUAAUUCACCCUUGCGGCCUAUUUAUCCAUUUUACGCCUUGGUUUUUGGCAACAGGUGAAUAGUUUUUGUUAUUGUGUCAUCAUUAGCCUCUGUUACUAAAUCUAUGGAAAGCCGUUUGAGCGUUAAGUCAAUAGCUCGAAAUCCAGCUUUGAGAUCCCUGUACUAGUACAAUUUAUUACUCACCCACUGAAACAACAUAGCAAGUAGAACAGCUGUGUCUCUCUUAUAUAUAAUAUAUUUUUUAAAAAUUGGGGGGGGUCACGACUUCAUUUUUGCGUAUACUAGUACAUCAACCUUAAGCUAGAUAGGAUAUUGAGUAAACACUUUUCCAUAAAGCCGUUUGAAAUUGUCUUCAUCCUUUCAUCUAUUCUUUGCUCUCCAUUUUAAGGUCCAUGAACUAGUGUGCUGGUUUGUCACAAGUAGACAACUCAGCACACCAGAACUGUGUAUUAUUUGGCAUUUUUUCCCCACAGCUGCUUUGUGCUCAUGUAUGACAUUUAUGCACACCAUUAGGACAACUUUGGUUACUGCACGCUACCAGUGAAGAUAUAGCACUUGGGGCAUGCAGAUGUUAAAUACUGUGUACUUUUACCUCAGUGGUCAUGUAUCCAUCUACUAGUGCAGACCGAGUUUCGCUUCACUAUCUCUAUUACAUUGUUUAAGCAUUUAUUUUCAAUAACCUUAUGUUCUAGUAUGCUCUUUGUCGUCCUCAGUUGUAUUGUAAUUUUGGUAUACGAGCAGAAUAACUACAUGUCAAUCGUGAGGCAAAACUAUUGGUGGGCAUUUUGGUUUUGCUGGUAGCUUUACUUGUGCAGCACAGACCUUAACCAGUCAGGUUUAAUUGUGUGGUAGUAAGUGAUGCUCGUAGUGCACUCCAUUGUCUUUGGGGAGAGGUCGAAGGGUUUACUCAUACGUGGGUGGACCUUUAACUGGAUAGCAAGAACAUGGAACAAAAGCUCAAGCCGCUUUCCUUUGUUUCUUAGCAAUGUACAGCUGUGGCCAGUAAGCUGACUGAAUCAGCUAAGACACCUCACUGUACUCAUCAAAGUCACAUUAUAUUCACCAGUAAGACUGCAAGAGUGAUCCACACUAGUAUUCAAGUUAAUUUCCAUCAACACUUGACAUUGGAGUCUGUUUAAAGUUUCAGGUGGCAGGAGUUGGCGUGUUUAAGUGCCAUAAAAGCUGCCGUACUUCGGUGGUGGCUGACAGUAUUGUAGCAUUGACUCAACUCCUCUAGUAUUUCUGUGUUUUGAAAGGAAAGUGGGACUUGGAAUUCGCGAAUUAUAAUUACAUUCAUAUUGCUCAUACUAAUUAUUGGAACACAAUGCAAGAUCAGUGUUUUGUAAUAAAGCCUUAAAAUGUUUGUUUCACCCACA
Molecule: messenger RNA, 3205 nt
Organism: Hippocampus zosterae (dwarf seahorse)
Lineage: Eukaryota; Metazoa; Chordata; Actinopteri; Syngnathiformes; Syngnathidae
Gene: slc30a4
Product: solute carrier family 30 member 4
Exons: 9
Coding region: 242-1582 (446 amino acids)
Biological process (GO): zinc ion transmembrane transport; response to zinc ion
Cellular component (GO): plasma membrane
Molecular function (GO): zinc ion transmembrane transporter activity
Source: RefSeq, a predicted model, not a curated record